UGUUUUCAGCUUUUCAGUCACGUAUUCUUGAUUCGUCAGUUCGUUUAAAAGUCGUUUCUCCGUUUGUAAUCAAGCACAGGACAUUUAUAAUACAUAUCAAGUAGACAUCGCGUUCAUAUGACUGACGAUUGUUAUGACGUCGAAAAGGGAAUGAACAAGCAGGUGUAUUAAAAAAAAAAGUUAGAGCACGGUGUGAGGUUGUCCUUCAGUUAAAAGGCAUCGAACCAAUUACCAGAGAAUCAGGCUCAAUUAAAAGGCGAACAACAAUCGUUACAAUGACUGCCGCUUACACGAACGAUCCUAUAACCCAGGAACAGCACGUCGAGAAGAAGACAAGCACGACAGUUAAUAAAACAUUGUGCAACAAGAAAGAACAAACUACGCGUGAAGGAAAUAUAGAAAUUAGUUCUGUGGAAGUGAUGAAGAUUGCAACAGGUGGUCAAGAUCAAAUGGAAAUUCCAGUUAAUCAGGAAAGACCUCCACUCUGUAUAUCGAUUAAUACGUCCAUUUUUGCUGAACAAAAGGAUAAAGUAGAAAACAAAGAUAAGACUAUCUUGGAAUGCAAGACAUCUUCCGUGGCUGUUGAACUUUCCGAGAAAAAUGAAAAUAUAACUACAAUCGCCAAUGAAGACACAACUAUAAAUUCUGCUGAAAUGAAAACUAACGAAGUGUGGAUAGACAGUGAUAUAAGUGUAGCAAAUUUGACAAGUUCCGAUGUGGUUGUAGCAACAGGACUCGAUGUAUUCCUCAAUGAAGGAGACACUCCAAAUACCACGUCGGAAACACGCGGUAAAGAUUCCCCUACGAAGGAUACUUUUAACAUGCAAGAAUUACAAAAUGACAUUGAAACUAUUGUUACGAAACCCACAAACUUUUUAAGCAAUUAUGAAAUUUCUAAUGAGCUAUCGGAAUGUGCGGAUUUUCGAAAUAUUUCUAAAGAAAUGUAUGAUCCGGAAAGUGAAUUGAAUUUCCACGAGGCUGUACGUGCUGGAGACAAUAGAUGCGUCGCAGCGCUUCUUGCAAGGGACUCUGUACAAAACCUGGACGAACCGGAUUGGAAUGUUUCAGGUGAUCCGCCUCUAUUAGUGGCCGCCACCAAUCAUUGUUUGCCUAUCCUCAGUUUACUACUUGCAAACGGAUGCGAUCCAGCUGUGCGCUCUCCUCGCGGUGAAACGGCGCUUCACAGAGUGAUUUUGAACGGAGGUCCAGGAAAUGUGCUACAAUUUGUGGGAGAACUUCUAAAAUAUGGCUGUCCGUCUGGUGUUAAAGAAGCUGGAGGUGGAUUGACUGCUUUACAUAUACUAACACGGCAAUUGGCGCACGCACAAGGAUCAAAGAAUCUUCAUCACAAUUUCGAGGCGGCUCUGAAGACUCUCGAUUUAUUAGCGCGAGCUGGUUCUAUAAAUGCAAAGGAUCAUCAAGGCCGUAGCGCACUUCACAUUUUAGCUUCCUCCACUAUCUUCGAUAACAAUCACAGAACAGAAAUUGAGUUAUUAAUUGAAACCUUGUUAGCUGCUGGUGCUGAUCCAUCAUUGAAAAACGAUCGAGGAGAAACUACUUUACAUGAGUGUCUUGAAUGUGGUGCUUUAAACACAGCAUUUUUACUUGUGCCGCACACGUUAACUGGUAUUAUGUCGCGCUAUGGUGAAACACCGUUGCACAUUGCCUCUAGAAAAAACUAUGCUGACAUGGUAGCAAAAUUAUUAGAACAAGGAGAAGAUCCCAGUGUACAAGAUGCCGGUGGCAAUACACCAUUGCAUCUUGCUUCUGCGAGGGGUUUUCAUCAAAUAGUUUCUUUAUUAGUUACAUCGCCUUUGGCACAGUUAGAGAAACUUAACAGCGAGGGCUUGACUGCUCUCCAAGUAGCCGCAGAAAGUGGUUUUGUUAAUGCAGUAAAACUGUUGUUAAAAGCGGGUGCGGAUCCAAGUCAAACAGUACACUAUUGCACGACUACUCCCCAUCGUCAUCCUGAUAUUUCCGAUUUAAUAGAUCACGAAUUAAUGAGACGUCGUCAACUCGCUGCCUAAUUAUAUCUGUAUUACUUUUUGUUAAGAGGGCAUUUAUUUAAUAAAACUGAGUAAUAUCUGUA
This is a messenger RNA of Dufourea novaeangliae, 2089 nucleotides long. Its product is annotated as serine/threonine-protein phosphatase 6 regulatory ankyrin repeat subunit C-like. The record is from RefSeq and is a predicted model, not a curated record. The transcript has 3 exons. NCBI's taxonomy places the organism in Eukaryota, Metazoa, Arthropoda, Insecta, Hymenoptera, Halictidae. The coding region runs from base 276 to 2027 and encodes 583 amino acids. Gene Ontology annotation, molecular function: protein binding.